Molecule: messenger RNA, 7693 nt
Organism: Mirounga angustirostris (Northern elephant seal)
Lineage: Eukaryota; Metazoa; Chordata; Mammalia; Carnivora; Phocidae
Gene: CACNA2D1
Product: calcium voltage-gated channel auxiliary subunit alpha2delta 1
Exons: 40
Coding region: 338-3670 (1110 amino acids)
Cellular component (GO): L-type voltage-gated calcium channel complex
Molecular function (GO): voltage-gated calcium channel activity
Source: RefSeq, a predicted model, not a curated record
CCCGGCAAUCAGGGGAAUAAACCGGGGAGGAAAGCGAGAGGCACAGGCGUAGCGAGAGCGCGCGAGCGCCGGCGGACUCGCCCAGCUCCGUUUGCGAAGUCGCCCUUGAUGGCGGCGGAGGCGCGGCAGCCGCGGCGCGGAGCAGCCGACGCGCGCUAGGGGGUCCGCCCGCCGCCGCCCCUGCCCCGCGCGCGCCAGUCCGCGCCCCGGCCCCCGGCGCGCCCGCUCUCCGGACGUCCGCGCUCCGGCCGGCGUGUGCUGCUGCUCCCCGCGCGGUUUCCAGCGCCGUUCCUUCCCGCGGCUCGGGAGGAGGCGGGAUUGAUCUUCGAUCGCGAAGAUGGCUGCUGGCUGCCUGCUGGCCCUGACGCUGACACUUUUGCAGUCUUGGCUGAUCGGCCCCUCGUCGGAGGAGCCGUUCCCUUCGGCCGUCACCAUCAAGUCAUGGGUGGAUAAAAUGCAAGAGGACCUUGUCACACUGGCGAAAACAGCAAGUGGAGUCAAUCAGCUUGUUGAUAUUUAUGAGAAGUAUCAGGAUUUGUAUACUGUGGAACCAAAUAAUGCACGGCAGCUGGUGGAAAUUGCAGCCAGGGAUAUUGAGAAACUUCUAAGCAAUAGAUCUAAAGCUCUGGUGCGCUUGGCUUUGGAAGCAGAGAAGGUUCAAGCAGCCCACCAGUGGAGAGAGGAUUUUGCGAGCAAUGAAGUUGUCUACUACAAUGCAAAGGAUGAUCUUGAUCCUGAAAAAAAUGAGAGUGAGCCAGGCAGCCAGAGGAUAAAACCUGUUUUUAUUGAGGAUGCUAAUUUUGGACGACAGAUAUCCUAUCAACAUGCCGCAGUCCAUAUUCCCACGGACAUCUAUGAGGGCUCAACAAUUGUGUUAAAUGAACUCAACUGGACAAGUGCCUUAGACGAAGUUUUCAAAAAAAAUCGAGAGGAAGAUCCUUCGUUGUUGUGGCAGGUGUUUGGCAGUGCCACAGGCCUUGCCCGAUAUUACCCAGCUUCCCCAUGGGUUGAUAACAGUAGAACUCCAAACAAGAUUGAUCUUUAUGAUGUACGCAGAAGACCAUGGUACAUCCAAGGAGCUGCAUCACCUAAAGACAUGCUUAUUUUGGUUGAUGUGAGUGGAAGUGUUAGUGGAUUGACACUUAAACUGAUCCGAACCUCUGUCUCCGAAAUGUUGGAAACCCUCUCAGAUGACGAUUUCGUGAAUGUGGCUUCAUUUAACAGCAAUGCCCAGGAUGUGAGCUGUUUUCAGCACCUUGUCCAAGCCAAUGUGAGAAAUAAGAAAGUGCUGAAAGACGCAGUGAAUAAUAUCACAGCAAAAGGAAUCACUGACUAUAAGAAAGGCUUUAGUUUUGCUUUUGAACAGCUGCUUAAUUAUAAUGUUUCUAGAGCCAACUGCAAUAAGAUUAUCAUGUUGUUCACGGACGGAGGAGAAGAGAGAGCCCAGGAGAUAUUUGCCAAAUACAACAAAGACAAAAAAGUACGUGUAUUCACAUUUUCAGUUGGUCAACAUAAUUAUGACAGAGGACCUAUUCAGUGGAUGGCCUGUGAAAAUAAAGGUUAUUAUUAUGAAAUUCCUUCCAUUGGAGCAAUAAGAAUCAAUACUCAGGAAUAUUUGGAUGUUCUGGGUAGACCAAUGGUGUUAGCAGGAGACAAAGCUAAGCAAGUUCAAUGGACAAAUGUGUAUCUGGAUGCACUGGAACUAGGACUUGUCAUUACUGGAACUCUUCCGGUCUUCAACAUAACGGGCCAAGUUGAAAAUAAGACAAACUUGAAGAACCAGCUGAUUCUUGGUGUGAUGGGAGUUGAUGUGUCUUUGGAAGACAUUAAACGACUAACACCGCGUUUUACACUGUGCCCCAAUGGCUAUUAUUUUGCGAUUGAUCCUAAUGGUUAUGUUUUACUACAUCCAAAUCUUCAGCCAAAGCCUAUUGGUGUAGGUAUACCAACAAUUAAUUUAAGAAAAAGGAGACCCAGUGUUCAGAAUCCCAAAUCUCAGGAGCCAGUAACUUUGGAUUUCCUUGAUGCAGAAUUAGAGAACGACAUUAAGGUGGAGAUUCGAAAUAAAAUGAUCGACGGAGAGAAUGGAGAAAAAACAUUUAGAACUUUGGUUAAAUCUCAAGAUGAGAGGUACAUUGACAAAGGAAACAGGACAUACACAUGGACUCCUGUGAAUGGCACAGAUUACAGUUUGGCCUUGGUAUUACCAACCUACAGUUUUUACUAUAUAAAAGCCAAAAUAGAAGAGACAAUAACUCAGGCCAGAUCCAAAAAGGGCAAAAUGAAGGAUUCUGAAACACUGAAGCCGGAUAAUUUUGAAGAAUCUGGCUACACAUUCAUAGCACCAAGAGAUUACUGCAAUGACCUUAAAAUAUCAGAUAACAACACUGAAUUUCUUUUAAAUUUCAAUGAGUUUAUUGAUAGAAAAACGCCAAACAACCCAUCCUGUAACACGGAUUUGAUUAAUAGAGUCUUGCUGGAUGCAGGCUUUACAAAUGAACUUGUCCAAAAUUACUGGAGUAAGCAGAAAAACAUCAAGGGAGUGAAAGCGCGGUUUGUUGUGACUGAUGGAGGAAUUACCAGAGUUUAUCCCAAAGAGGCUGGAGAAAACUGGCAAGAAAACCCAGAAACAUAUGAGGACAGCUUCUAUAAAAGGAGUCUCGAUAAUGAUAACUAUGUUUUCACUGCUCCCUACUUUAACAAAAGCGGACCUGGUGCUUAUGAAUCAGGCAUUAUGGUAAGCAAAGCUGUAGAAAUAUAUAUCCAAGGAAAACUUCUGAAACCUGCAGUUGUCGGAAUUAAAAUUGAUGUAAAUUCUUGGAUAGAGAAUUUCACCAAAACAUCAAUCAGGGAUCCGUGUGCUGGUCCAGUUUGUGACUGCAAAAGGAACAGUGAUGUAAUGGAUUGUGUGAUUCUAGACGAUGGUGGAUUUCUUUUGAUGGCAAAUCAUGAUGAUUAUACAAACCAGAUUGGACGAUUUUUUGGAGAGAUCGAUCCAAGUUUGAUGAGACACCUGGUUAAUAUAUCGGUUUACGCUUUUAACAAGUCUUACGAUUAUCAGUCGGUGUGUGAACCCGGCGCUGCACCCAAGCAAGGAGCAGGGCAUCGCUCGGCGUACGUGCCAUCAAUAGCAGACAUACUACACGUUGGCUGGUGGGCCACUGCCGCUGCUUGGUCUAUUCUACAGCAGUUUCUCCUGAGUUUGACCUUUCCACGACUUCUUGAGGCAGUUGAGAUGGAAGAAGAGGACUUCACAGCUUCUCUGUCAAAGCAGAGUUGCAUUACCGAACAAACCCAGUAUUUCUUCGAUAAUGACAGCAAAUCAUUCAGUGGUGUAUUAGACUGUGGGAACUGCUCCAGAAUCUUUCAUGUAGAAAAGCUUAUGAACACCAACUUAAUAUUCAUUAUGGUUGAGAGCAAAGGGACUUGUCCCUGCGACACACGACUGCUCAUACAGGCAGAGCAGACUUCUGAUGGUCCAGAUCCUUGUGAUAUGGUUAAGCAACCCAGAUACCGAAAAGGGCCUGAUGUCUGCUUUGAUAACAAUGUCUUGGAGGAUUAUACUGACUGUGGUGGUGUUUCUGGAUUGAACCCCUCCCUGUGGUCCAUCAUCGGAGUCCAGUUUCUACUACUUUGGCUUUUAUCUGGCAGCAGACACUGCCAAUUAUGACCUUCUAAAACUCAAUCUGCGUAAUUAAAGUCCAGACCCUGCCAAAACACGAGGCCUCAGUUGCGUUAAGAUAGGGUCAACUGUGGAAUGAGCAGAACACUAGCUGGGCCCAUACCAUGGCUAAAUCUAAGGCACAGACGCAUAUGGCCCCCACUGGCUGCAUGUCAGGGUCUCAGAUCCUUAAACUUGUGUGAAUGCUGCAUCAUCUAUGUCUAACGUCAAAGCAAAAUUCUAUACAUGCUCUAUUGGAAAAUUGGAGAGUUUGUUGUUUGCGUUGUUGGUGAUUAUAUGUAAAAGGGCUCCCCACACUGUUUAUGAAUCAUACAAAUUGUCUUGACCUUGACCUGGAAUUUUGACUUACUGCAAAUCUUGUUCUUUUACCAAGAAAAUCUCUAAAGGAAAAAAAAAAAAGGAGUUAUUUUUGCCCUCACGUAUUCUUCUGUUAAAAAUUAUUUCCUGCUUUGAGUAGUUAUUGAAAAACGAAAUAGAAAGAGAGAGAUUGAUGUAAUCUGUUCAAAUAGAAAUAAUGGCUAACUUUCUAUGGAAAGAAAUCUGCCAUAAAUAAAAUGCCUUACGAAGAAUGGCUUCUCUGCCAAAAUAGGAACACAAAUGACGACCAAUUAAGUUUUGCUGGGGUAAUGAAUCCGUGUUUGAAAAAAUAACUAAGAAACUAUUAAACUAAAGGUGCUUGAAGAUGCAAUUUGAACAUGUGACAUGUUUCCUCAUAAAUGUAAGCCCUGAAUCAGUGCUUCGAUGUAAUGUUUCUUUUUGUUCGCAGUAAAGUUAUGUAGUGCUAGCCAGAUAUUUCAAAAUGCUCUGAGAGAAGCUUGUGGGGGUGGGGGGAGGGGAAAAUGUUUUUUCUUGUGAUAAAUGAACUUUGGUUACCAAGGGUAUUUUGCAUGAUGCUGCCACUAUUUUACCUUUCGGUUUGUUUUUCUCUUACUGUAUAGUCCUUUGAAAAGUUAACCGAGUGACGUUAGUGUUAUGUAAGACUCUGAACCUUGCAGUGUAAUGCACUUAAGUCAUCCUUAAAAAUGUCAUUAAAUUACUCUGAAUAUACUGUGCAACGUCAAUGCCGAAUGACUGGCGUAGGUAAAUGGUGAAAUGGGCUAACGGAUUUUAUACAGACUCGUGCUUUUGCCUGAAAACCUAUGUACAGAUAUUUUAAGUACAUAAAUCAGAUUUGACACAUUUAUUUUUUGAAGAGUCCAUAUACGUUCUCGAUGAAGAUUCACACUAGGUUUCCUCUUUGUUCGUUUGCAUAGCAGCACAUACACUCCAGACGUUUCUGCCGCUGCUGCUUUUCUCCCUCCGUUGUAAAGGGUAUAUGAUCAUUUGACCAAAAUUUCCGUGCAGUUUGAUGAGGGUUUUAUAAUAUCUGAACAAAUAGGAAACCUUGAAUCUGUAUGUAUGCACAUGAACACUUGAUUGUGAAUAAUCAAAAUUGUUUUUAUACAGCCUCAUUGGUGAAAAUGAUUAGUGUAGUGAAUGGGAUAUUUCAUUAUAGACUGAUAUGCUAGAUUAUUAUUUAUGCUUUUAAAAAUAAUUUGCAGGAGUCAACAGUGUUUGAAGAAAGGGUAAAAACUGUGGAUGUGUAAUUCUAGUUCAAGUGAGUAAUUCUGCCGAAGGCUGGAAGUAUACAGAUAUUUUUUAUGGCGAAAUGCCUUUGUUAUUUUGAACAUGCCAAAUAUUGGUGUGUGUAUAUGCUGGACAUUUUCUUAUACAUCCUUUUUAAGUCAAUAUCUUACUAACAUUAUCCAGCAUGCUUUAUUACGCUCCGCGUAUCAAAGACGUAACCACGUCUUUGGCGUAGUUUAAAAGAUGUUAGUUUUGUUUUCAGCUUUGCACACAUUUGUAACUCCCUCCCACCACCCAUAUGCCCUAGGAACCAUUUGUGUAUAUUUCCUUAUUUAAACUAUUUUUUAUUUAAAACCAGGGGUGGGUGGGAGUGGAAUCAUUUUGCCAGCUAUUGUGCUAAGGGUUGACAUCAGUUACCAUUUCUAACGCAUCGUUGUGAUUUUGUAGUCUCAUUUGUACCUGGUAUUGACAUUUUAGAAAACACCAAAGUGAUUAAAAAAAAAAAAUAUAUAUAUAUAUAUAUAUAUACACACACACACACACAUACACGGAACUUCUCACUCUAGUGACACUAUGUUUAAAUCAUGUUGUUUGUUGAUUACAUAUUUAAACCUUACUGUUACCUUUUGCUAGACUAUUUUAAAUCAUGAAAGUGUUGGGAAGGGGAUAUCAAAAUAUAAAAUUAUGUUAGUUCGUGUGUAUAUAUGAUGCACAUUACAACAACUGAAUUGCUUCCAGCAUACAACAAACUACCUUAAAAUUAUCUUUAAAAUCUAUUAAAUAUAUUUUCGUGGCUAAUGUCACUGAAAUAGUAUGUCUUCAUCAACUACGUUACUGUUGCAUUAUCACAGUUAAACUUGGCGUCUCUUGGCAGGGUCCUGUUGAUUCCAUUUGCCAUCAAAAUAUAUUAACAUGCACGAGUCUUGCUAUGAUCCUUGAUUUUCUGUUAUAAAAUAAACUUCUACUAUGAGAACCAUGUACUUGGUAAUAAAUUGGGUAAGAACGUGCUUUCUGACUAAAAAUUGUUCUCAUGCCUAAUACUAGUCUUCAUACUCUUAGCAUUUUUUCAAAGACAGUAACCCUCAUCCCAUCAAAUUGUUAUAUUUAAUUUAGGAUUUUUCUGUGAGUUCUCAUUCUUGACAAGACCUGUUAUGAAUAUUGAUUUUCAAAGACUAAACGAUCGAGAGGAAAAAGCUUUUAAUCUCUUCGGCUUCUUUCAUUUUGGCUCUACUCAUCCAGUUUAACGUAGUUUGUCAGCAAAACAAAAUCAAAGUAAGUCUUACACUGGUGUUGAGGAACAGGAAUGACUUUUACAUUAAUGGUUUCUUUAGAUUCUCUUCCUUUGAACCACCAAUCGUGCCAAACACCAAUCGUGGUCCAUAUUUGUAACAGGUUUUUAACAUGACAUAGUUAGCAAGUUUGAUUGAAGAGAUUUUUAGGUCCUGGGCCUUUAAGAUUUUAGUAUGAUCUUUUUUCAUGUUUCUAAUGCUUGAGGCGUUAUUGCUAUACUUGGGGGGAAAAAAGAACACAAAACAAAACAGUGUUGCUGCCAUUUGUAAGUUUUCCUGGAAUAUUCCUUUUAGUAACUUUAAAACUGGCCUUACUGGGUUCAAAUAGGCAGUAUCCCUUUUAAGUGACCUUUGCAACCCAAGUGUUACUUGCUUAUUUGAUGCUCUCUUCUAUUUAUGUCUCAUUUAAAUCUUUCUCCCCACCAAAGCAUAAAUUCUGUGUCUUCAUUUAAAACUCUGAACUAUUCCAUUAAUCGUUAGUUAACAUUAAAAUAUCUAGAGGUAGACAGUUUGACCUUGUGAAACAAAGUGAGCGCUGUGAUUUUUUCAAGUGUAGAAUAGAAUGAUGAUUUCACUUGCCCCCAACUUGAACUAUUUUAUCCCUAUGUAGAACUUGUGUUGUUUUCCCAUUAGCAGAAUGUUAAUAUUGCUAAUAUUCCAUGUAUAUUUCUGUAAAGAGCAAAUCAAUAUAAGACGUAUCAAGUGUUGAAUAAAUUCCAGAAUUUCAAAGACUCAGACAACCCUUAGCAAGAGUUUCCUCUACCUUAUUUCUAGUUCAUGUAAUUAACUCAGAGAAAUUCCACUGAGACUAAUGGGAUACUGUCUUGUAUAGAUGCCAGUUGAGUUUACAGUGUGACCUGACAAAGCUGUCUUUUUUGUUGUGCCGUAUGAUUGUUGGAUCAUGCUUUUGAGGGAUACUUUUAUUGAAAUGCUCAGUGUGCAUCCAUGCAAAAGGCCCAUUGGCUUUGUGAACAAAAGAUCUUUUCUCCCCUUUAUUAUGUUCUCUUGACACUUUUGUGGAAAUCAACUAGCCUGAUAAAGUUUUGUAAAAAUUUGUAUAAUACUGUUAUAAAAAUAUUUAUAAUCCCAGAAAAUGUUGUGUUAAAUCUUGUGCAAAAACAGUAUAUUCAGAAUAAAAGUUUAUCAUUUAAAGUCA